AUGGACAGCAGCAUCGGUCCAGGGAACACCAGCGACUGCUCUGACCCCUUAGCUCAGGCAAGUUGCUCCCCAGCACCUGGCUCCUGGCUCAACUUGUCCCGUGUAGAUGGCAACCAGUCCGACCCAUGCGGUCUGAACCGCACAGGGCUUGGUGGGAGCGACAGACCAUGCCCUCAAACCGGCAGCCCUUCCAUGGUCACAGCCAUCACCAUCAUGGCUCUCUAUUCUAUCGUGUGCGUAGUGGGCCUCUUCGGAAACUUCCUGGUCAUGUAUGUGAUUGUAAGAUACACCAAAAUGAAGACUGCCACCAACAUCUACAUUUUCAACCUUGCUCUGGCAGAUGCCUUAGCAACCAGUACCCUGCCCUUCCAGAGUGUCAACUACCUGAUGGGAACGUGGCCCUUCGGAACCAUCCUCUGCAAGAUCGUGAUUUCCAUAGAUUACUACAACAUGUUCACCAGCAUAUUCACCCUCUGCACCAUGAGUGUGGACCGCUAUAUCGCUGUCUGCCACCCGGUCAAAGCCCUGGAUUUCCGUACCCCACGAAAUGCCAAAAUUGUCAAUGUCUGCAACUGGAUCCUCUCUUCUGCCAUUGGUCUGCCUGUAAUGUUCAUGGCAACCACAAAAUACAGGCAUGGGUCCAUAGAUUGCACCCUGACAUUCUCCCAUCCAACGUGGUAUUGGGAGAACCUGCUCAAAAUCUGUGUCUUCAUCUUUGCCUUCAUCAUGCCGGUCCUCAUCAUCACCGUGUGUUAUGGACUGAUGAUCUUACGACUCAAGAGCGUCCGCAUGCUGUCGGGCUCCAAGGAAAAGGACAGGAACCUGCGCAGGAUCACCCGGAUGGUGUUGGUGGUCGUGGCUGUAUUUAUUGUCUGCUGGACCCCCAUUCACAUCUACGUCAUCAUCAAAGCACUGAUCACGAUCCCAGAAACCACUUUCCAGACUGUUUCCUGGCACUUCUGCAUUGCCUUGGGUUACACAAACAGUUGCCUGAACCCAGUCCUUUAUGCGUUCCUGGAUGAAAACUUCAAACGAUGCUUCAGAGAGUUCUGCAUACCAACUCCCUCCACGAUCGAACAGCAAAACUCCACUCGAAUCCGUCCAAACACUAGGGAACACCCCUCCACGGCUAAUACAGUGGAUCGAACUAACCACCAGGUAUGUGCUUUCUAG
Molecule: messenger RNA, 1173 nt
Organism: Apodemus sylvaticus (European woodmouse)
Lineage: Eukaryota; Metazoa; Chordata; Mammalia; Rodentia; Muridae
Gene: Oprm1
Product: opioid receptor mu 1
Exons: 3
Coding region: 1-1173 (390 amino acids)
Biological process (GO): neuropeptide signaling pathway; sensory perception of pain; G protein-coupled opioid receptor signaling pathway
Cellular component (GO): membrane; neuron projection
Molecular function (GO): neuropeptide binding; G-protein beta-subunit binding; morphine receptor activity
Source: RefSeq, a predicted model, not a curated record